Messenger RNA from Helianthus annuus (common sunflower), 519 nucleotides. RefSeq lists its product as uncharacterized. The transcript has a single exon. The record is from RefSeq and is a predicted model, not a curated record. NCBI's taxonomy places the organism in Eukaryota, Viridiplantae, Streptophyta, Magnoliopsida, Asterales, Asteraceae. Bases 1 to 519 code for a protein of 172 amino acids.
AUGGCAUACGGAACUGCUCCUAAUGUGUUCGACAAAUACUUGAAGAUGUUUGAGUGUACUAUAAGGUUAUGCAUUUACAAAUUUAGUAAAACUGUAAUUACUUUGUAUGGUAGGAGAUAUUUAAGAAGACCGACACCGAGCGACAUUCAAGCUUUAUACGCAGCACAUGAAGCUAGACACGGCUUCCAAGGGAUGCUCGAUAGCAUUGAUUGCACACAUUGGGAGUGGCAAAAUUGCCCUAAUGCCUGGCAAGGUCAAUAUAUGCGUGGUGAUUAUCCCCAUCUUACCAUAAUGCUUGAGGCUACGACAUCUGGUGACUUUUGGAUUUGGCAUGCAUUCUUUGGCAUUGCCGGAUCCAGCAAUGAUAUUAAUGUAUUAGAUUUGUCGCCUAUCUUCGACGAUAUAGUAAAUAGAACCACGCCAGACUCUUCGUUUCAUCUUAGAGGAACAACAUAUAAGCUUGGCUAUUAUCUUGCCGAUGGUAUAUCCGGAAUAUGCGACAAUGGUGAAAGCGUAUAA